AUGCUUUUGGCAUUGGCGGCAUUGUUUUGGACCGUCAUUGGCUGUUGGGUGGCCUUCCAUGCAGCGCUCUUCUUGUAUCACUUGUUUAUCAACCCAUUGAGACAUUUCCCUGGCCCCAAACGCGACGCUCUUUCCCAGCUAAUUGGGUCAUACCACCUGGUUAAAGGUGACUCGUGUAAAUAUAUUGCCAAACUGCAUGAGAAAUACGGUGAUGCCGUUCGUACCGCUUCAAAUGAGAUCUCAUUCACAACCCCGACGGCAUGGCAGGAAAUAUACGGCGUGAAGACCGACUGGGACGAUACGUAUGAGAAAAAUCCCAUUCUCUACGUCCUUGGUCCCCAACCGGUAUCGAAUAUUUUCUUCUGUCCGGGCAAAGAGCAUGCCCGAAUCCGCAGGCACAUCAUGCCGGCUUUUUCGGGUCGUGCACUGCAUGAACAGGAGCCGCUAAUGCGUGGAACUCUGGAUCAACUCAUCGAUGCUCUACGAAAUCGCUCGGGAAAGGCAAACUUCCCCAACCAGGACGGUGUCGUCAAUAUGGCUGCCUGGGCAGUUUUUCAGGUGACAGAUGUUCUUACCCUUUUAGCCUUGGGGCAAAGCUGGGACACUUUGAAGACUGGAGAGUAUCCGGGAUUUAUUAAUGAUCUCUAUGGAACAUUGAAGGAUUCUACGAAGGUUCGCGCCGCGCAUCGGCUGAAGCCCUAUCAUCUCAUCAUCAAGCGCUUCGUUUCAAAUGAUUUCGGGACAGCAUUCCUGGAAUACUUCACUCAGGCCCAAAACGCGUUGACCGCACAACGGGCCGAGAAAGACUCGGAUAAGAAAGACUUUGUCCAGUACGUCACCCAUGGUUUGACGGAUGAGGAGAUGUUUGAGAACCUCAAUAUGUUGGUUGUGGCUGGGCUCGACUCCACAGCUGCCAUUCUCAGUGCGGUCAUAUAUUACAUCACCCAAAAUCCGGACAGCUAUGAAAAAUUGGUCCAUGAGAUCCAUACCACAUUCAAGAGUGAUGCAGAUAUCACCAUUGCGAGUGUGUCGGGGUUGAAAUAUCUCAAGGCUGUGAUAGAUGAGACCAUGCGUCUGCAUCCCAGUGUGCCUGUGGGUCUACCGCGCUUGGUUCCCAAAGGUGGCCGCUUCAUUGACGGGUAUUGGGUCCCUGAAGGUACUUGGGUAUCCGUGGCACAAUAUAGUGCUUAUCGCUCUCCAAAGUACUUCGUCAAGCCCCAUCAGUUCAUUCCUGAACGAUGGACGGAUAGCACGACUUAUGCGACCGACAACCACUUCGUGUUUCGACCUUUCUCAACUGGGACGCGUGGAUGCAUUGGUAAAACCUUCGCGUAUGCCAACAUUCGUAUGGCAUUGGCUCUACUUCUCUGGAAUUUUGAUCUUACAGCACAACCAGGCAAUAUCGACCCAGAUUCACUGAAGGAAUUCGGGCUGUGGGAGCAUCAUCCCGUCUAUGUUCAAGUGAAGGAGCGAGUUUGA
Molecule: messenger RNA, 1479 nt
Organism: Penicillium maclennaniae
Lineage: Eukaryota; Fungi; Ascomycota; Eurotiomycetes; Eurotiales; Aspergillaceae
Product: cytochrome P450
Exons: 4
Coding region: 1-1479 (492 amino acids)
Molecular function (GO): iron ion binding; oxidoreductase activity, acting on paired donors, with incorporation or reduction of molecular oxygen; monooxygenase activity
Source: RefSeq, a predicted model, not a curated record